This is a messenger RNA of Amborella trichopoda, 6767 nucleotides long. RefSeq names its product Pentatricopeptide repeat (PPR) superfamily protein. Gene Ontology annotation, molecular function: protein binding. The record is from RefSeq and is a predicted model, not a curated record. Lineage: Eukaryota; Viridiplantae; Streptophyta; Magnoliopsida; Amborellales; Amborellaceae.
AAUUAGGCCUUUCAUAAAGAAACAAGGUUCAAAAGAGGCUUGACCAAACCUAGACUAGACACAACUAGUCUAGGUCUUUCCCCUACACAAACCCUGGUCCAGAUUUUUCAAACCUGAACCAGACCUAGUAUGUCUAGGGUACUGAUCUGAUCACAAAUAGGGUCAAUCCGACAGCGGUAUCUAUGUACUUUAGGUGAGCCCUUCUAUGUGUAAAUGAGAGCAGGGACGGGUCGAACAUUAGAGAUAUUGGAUCCGCUCAAUUUUAUUCUUCAGACAAUCUCUUAUCAUUUUCUCUCGAAGUUAAUACGCCGCUCUGUCUCCCUCGCAGCUAUGAGAUCGCGUUUGAUAACGCGUAAAUUGUGGAGAGUAGUUGCCUUGUACUUUUUAUCUGUUUGGAAACAAUGAAAAUGGGGAAAAUCAGAAGUUCGGAACACGACUUCUCCCCAUUCAGUGUUCCCGCGAAGGAAAACGCGCGGCAAGUUUAACACGAAGUCACGCCACUCUAUGAACCCAAAAACAAAGCCUUGCAGUCACUUGAAGGGAAAAAAAAAAAACAUAGCUUCAGCCGCUGUGUUCUCUGCAUUGACGCUCGCUCAACAUCCUGAGACUUGCCCUAAAGCUUCUGCAGCAGUUGGAGGCUAACAAAAACCACAAUCAAAUGGGUUUUGAAGCUACAUACUCGAGGCAAUAUCGCAAUAAUAGAACCUGAAAAAUGCAAUGAAUAUUUAGCAAUUUGCUAUAAAACAUAGUGUUUGUCUGUGUGUAUUCAGCAUUGGUUUUCUUUCCUAUCAAGCAGAUGAUGAUGCAUAUUGUUAAUCCUGAUCAUUCCUGAGGUUUCAAAAUUCUAGCUUUUUAAAACUGAUGCUGGUUUGUGAUUGUUUCAUACAUUGUCAAAAAAAAAAAAGCACCAAAUCUACAAAGGUUUUUUUUUCCUUUUUUGGGUUAAUUUUCUUUAUUUUUUCUGGGAUACUCUCAAACUGUCCUGUUAAUUGAUUUAUUCGGAUUACUGUUCUUUUUGUUUUCCUGUUUAAUCUCAUAAUAGGGUACUUUGUUAAUCGAUUUGAUGGUUUUUGCUCUGUUUUUGUUUUUCUUUUUUUGUUGAUUUUUUUAUAACUAUCGUAUUAUCACCAUUGAUGGGUUAUAUUUGUGCCUUAAAAACAACCACUCUUUGCUAAACCCCAAACUUACAAAGUUUUUUUUUUAUUUGGUGUAAGUGGCUGAAAUCUGAGGCUAUGUUCAUCCAUUGAGCAUAUGUUGUACUAAUAUUUAAUAAGAAAUGCAUUAUAUAAGUUGUAGCAAUAAUAUCUAAUUCAAAAUAUGCAUUUCGCUUAUCAGAUCAAUUAAAUAUAUAAUGAAUGGUCAAAAUAGGCAAUUUCCAGCUUUCCCAAUGCCAAACAGGUGAAAAUACCAGCACCACAAUUUAUCAAACAAGGUUCCCAGCUUUCAGGCUACCAAUUUUCACCUUCCUUCCAGAAUCCAGGAAAGUCAGCAGCAUGGAUUGUCCCAGGGAAACUGCAGAAAAUGUUAUCAAAGUCAACAAAUUGUUAUUGGAAAGGCCAUGAAGAAAUACACCAAAAAAACAGAAUUAGACAAAGUCGGGCUAGUAGCAGUUGGAAGCACAAGAGGCUUUUUAGAUAUUAUGAAGAUAAUCCCUCGUCCAUAUCCAUCCAUUUGUUAACAUGAAAAUUUUGCCCCAUGAUGAUUUGAAUCAUGAGCUAUUGGAAAACCAUUCAAAUAAGCUCUGACUUUGUCAAAUCUUUGAUGUCUUGUUGGUCAUUUAUCCAGAGGAACAUCCCAGGUUUUUUGCCAACCUCGAGAUUCACUGUCAUGCAAGUUGCUUCUGUGAUCUCAUUUUCUACUCUAUCUCCGACUGCAUCCUACACAAGCCAACAUUACACAAACAUUGGAAAUCUUAAUUUUGAUCGUGCCGAGUCAUGCAAUAUUGUGAGCCAAGUCUUUGCACUGAUUCAGAAACCUGGAUGGAAACAUUCUGAAUUGUUGAAGACAUUGGUUUCUCACUUUCCACCUGAAAAUGUUGUUAAGGUUUUGGAGCUUCAAACUUCUCUGGAACAUUCGCUUCAGUUUUAUCUGUGGGUCUGCAAACAGUCUACAUACUGUUACAAUUUCCAAAGCAGAAUAUAUCUAUUGAAAUUAUUAAUCGCCUCGAAUCUAUAUAAGUUACUAGAAAAGGCUUUACUUGCAACAAUCAAAGAUUGUGGCCAUGAGGAAGAAAUGGUGAUGCUAAUUGAUGCCCUUAGGGAUAUGUCUAUGAAGGGUUUUAGUCUAAAUUAUUCAUGUUACAGCUCUCUCUUGAUGUCUUUAGCUAAGUUAAGUAUGGCCUCAAUGGCACAAACGGUUUAUCUACAAAUGCUAAUUGAUGGGUUUUUACCAGGUUGUAUCAUUUAUAGAACCAUGAUAAAUGCUCUUUGCAAGAGUGGUCUCGUACAAGCAGCUGAAAUGUUCCUUUGUCAAAAUCUUAAAUUGGGAUAUGGUUUUGAUACUCAUAUUUAUACCUCAUUGAUACUUGGGAAUUGUCGGAGAAACAAUCUUGAUAAUGCUUUUAAUUUAUUUGAGAUGAUGUAUGGAGAUGGUUGCAUUCCCAAUGCGGUUACUUAUUCAAUACUCAUAAGUGGCCUUUGUGAACAAGGCAGAAUGGAAGAAGCUUUCCAGUUGUUUGGAGAAAUGACUGAGAAGGGAUGUGAGCCUAGUGUUUAUACAUAUACUGUGCUAAUCAAGGCCUUGUGCGGCAUUCGACAAGUGUACAAGUCUAUUGAUUUAUUCAAUGAAAUGGUGAAGAAAGGGUGUGUGCCAAAUGUCCAUACCUAUACGGUGUUGAUAGAUGGGUGGUGUCGUGAAAAUAAGCUGGAGGAAGCUAAUGGCCUGCUCAAAAUGAUGUUAGAAAAAGGUGUGCUUCCCAGCACAAUCACCUACAAUGCUUUAAUAAAUGGUUACUGCAAAGAAGGUAGGGUUUUUUCUGCUUUUGAGCUUCUCAGUACAAUGGAGAAAAGAAAGUGCAAACCUAAUACCCGCACAUACAAUGAGCUUAUUGACGGCCUUUGUAGAGAGCGGAAGCCGUAUAAAGCAAUGUCGCUCCUUCAAAAAAUGCUUGACAAUGGGCUGUUUCCUAGUAAUGUAACUUAUAAUACAUUGAUCAAUGGCUUUUGUGGAGAAGGCAAGCUUGAUAUGGCAUUGUGUCUCUUUAAUUCAAUGAGCCGAAUUGGUCUUUAUCCUGAUGGUUUUACCUACACGGUUCUUAUUGAUGGGCUUUGCAAAAAAGGGCAGUUGGAGCAAGCACAUGAAUUUUUUAAUGAGAUGGUACAGGAGGGAAUUUGUCUUGAUGAAGUAACUUACACCGCCUUGAUUGAUGGGUAUUGUAAGAAUGAGAUGAUGGAAAAUGCCUUUGCCCUGCUUGACAAAAUGCUUGAAUUUGGGUGUGAACCAAAUUCUCACACAUUCAAUUCCCUUAUGAAUGGGUUUUGCAGGGAAAAUAUGCUGCCCCAAGAGCAUAUGUUGUUUGGUAAGAUGUUAAAGCGAGGAUUAGUUCCCUCAGUUAUAACUUAUACUAUACUAAUCAAUGGAUUUUGUCAAGCUGGUAAAUUUAGCCUUUCAUUUGAAGUCCUUGAUAGAAUGAUCCAGGAAAACUGCUUUCCAAAUGUAUAUACUUACACUGUGAUGGUUGAUGGUCUCUGUAAAAGAGGGAGAUUUGAAGAGGCCGAGAUGCUUCUAUAUAACUUGUUUGAAAUGGGUAUUUGUCCAAAUCAUGUAACAUACACUGUAUUAGUAAAAGGAUAUGUUAAUGCUGGGAAAGUAGAGCGUGCUUUUGAUUUAAUGACUAUCAUGGUGAAGCAAGGCUGUGAACCUAACUACCGGAUAUAUCAUGCAUUAUUGAAGGGGUUGCUUGAGGGAGGCCAGGCCAACAAAGAACUAGUUGUUGGCCCAAAUCUAACCAGUGGUAUGGACCUUGAGGGGACGAGUGAUGAUCGUUUUUCUGAUCAAAUCUUUAGGAAAAUGGAAAUUGAUGUUGCUUUUAGGCUUAUAGAGAAGUUGUGUGGGAAGGGUUGUGAGCCUACAAGUGAUUUGUACAGAGUGCUGAUAACUGGAUUCUGCAAAGAAGGAAGAAUCGUUGAAGCAGAUAGACUAAUCAAGGAUAUGGUGGGAAGGGGCAUUGUUCCUCAGAAGGCCAUAUAUGCAUCUCUUAUUGAAGGGUAUUGUGCUGAGUCCAACGUCCAGUCUUGUUAUGGUCUUCUAAAUGAAAUGCUUGACAGUGGUUUCCUACCAUCAUAUUCAACUUAUUGUAUGGUGGUUUCUGGCCUUCGAAAAGAGGGGAAGAUCAAGGAAGCUCAAAAACUGGUCUCUGACCUAUUGCAGAAGAAUGGAAUUACAAGUGAUGCUGCUUUUAUGCCAUUGGUAGAUUUCUUAUUGAAGGAAGACGAUGCUGCAUCCUGUUUUGAUAUUCUAAAACAAAUUGAGUACAUUAGUCAGAGAGGGUGCUCAGUUAUCUAAUGUAUUUCAAGUGUUGCGACUGUGAAUGCUUCAGAAAUUCUGCCAUGUCACUGGAUUAAAAAGGGAUGGAUACAUGUGAGUGUUAACAAAAAAUCCAUGUCUUGCGUGAGAUGGAAGGGAUAGAUAUGCAAAAUGCUCGAAGCUUUGAGGAGCGCCGGAUGCAUAGCUUGGAGUGAGAUGACAGUUAUGGUUGCUGCAGCUGAGAUAUUUCCUUUCAGUUGUCAUAUUGAUGGUUCUUUCAUCCUUUAUUCUGCCUUACAGUAUGUUGUGGGGAGGUCCUCAACUUCCAGCAUUCUUCAUAUCUGAUAGUUAUGGGCAAACCUUUUGGGAAGUUGUAUUCUCUAAGUGUUGGCUGUGAAUCCCAUACCUCGGUGAUGGCUUCAUACCCAUAAAGAGUGUUUUGAGAGUUUUGAUUCUCUGGCAUAAUGGGCACUUGCUUGGUGCCUUUGAAAUCUUGCUACUUGAUUAUUCACGCCUUAUUGUCAAGCUAUUGUUUUGGUUCCAAGAAAAGGUUUUACGCGGUUAUUUUGUGAGAGGCUCAUGUUUUUGGUCUUUUAGUCAGUACUCUGUUAAAUCAUCAAAGAAAAACUCUGGAAUAUCACAAUCUUCCGAUUCAUGCUUCCAGUGAGUAAUAGAAUCUCGAAACUGUUCUAGUGAGUAUUAUUGUCAGCAUUUCAGUUUGCUGCCUGAAAUUUUCAGAUCUCGUGUGGCACAUUUGUUGAUAUUGAUCUAAAUCUUUCGAGUUUCAUGUUAAUAUUGAAAUUUUCAUUAUUAAUGUUAUAAAAAGAUUUAAUUUAAUCUUGUUGCAUUCAUACCUUUCAUAUUUAAAUGUCUGCUACUUAGAAAUAUCAAAGGUACUUAUAUAUCAUGAUGAACUUACAUACACUGUCAUACAUAUUUAGGUACUUCUAUAAUAUUAAUGUUAUAGACACAAGGAGUGAUGGUAUAAUCAACUAAGAAAUAGGGUUUAUUAUUAUCAUUUGUGUAAUAUAAGGGAUUUGGGCUAUUGUUGCUUCAGUAACAGAACUGCUUUUUUAAAUUUAUUUAAUUUUUAGUAUUGCUUUUUUUAUUGGAUGACAAUACCAAUAUUUUUGUCAUUCCGUUUUAUUUGGUGAGAGGACUUACAAACAACAAAUAAAAAUAAUCUUUCUGUGUGUGUGUGCGGUUUUUUUUUUUUGGGAGGGGGGUUAUACCCACCUGUCUAAUUUACAUUUUAUUUUAUUUUUCGUCAUAUUAAAUUAAAAGUUUCAUGUCACAAGAUUCUUCGUCCUUUCUUUGCCUUAUUGUAUUGGACUUUUUAGGCUUAAUUUUUAUGCAGCCAAUGAACCCUCCAUUAAUCAUCAGUAUAUGCUCAGUUUCUUUCUUGUGAAAUGGUAAAUGAUUGAACUACUCCGUCACUUGGUGUGACAGUUAAGGGGGGAACGCCCCCCCCCCCCCCCACUUCCCCCGGGGCGUUGCAUGCAUGCAUGUGGUUGUGUUUGUUUACUUUGUGUGCUAUUGCAAGCACUGUGGAAGUGGCUUUCUCCAGCUAUAGUUAUGCCCACCCAUAUUAAAUUAAAAGUUUCAUGUCACAAUAUUCUUUGUCCUUUCUUUGCCUUUACUUUAUUGUAUUGGACUUUUUAGACUUAGUUUUUAUGCAGCCAAUGAACCCUCCAUUAAUCAUCAGUUCAUGCUCAGUUUCUUUCUUGAUCCUUAAUCCAAUGCUUUCUUGUGAAAUGAUAAAUGAGUGAACUACUCGAUCACUUGGUGUGACGGUAAAGGCUUGGGUUGCCAGUGCAAGAGCGUGAGUUCGAGUCUUGAGAGCGGCCACUUUGUGCAUAAAAAACCAAAGGGCCCACGACGUACUUAUGAAGAAACACAACAUUAGGGAAGGAAAAGUACUACUUGAUAUAUUAUGCAUACAAUGUUAGAAGAUGUGCUACUGUAAACUGAGGUAUCUUAAUGACUCCCUCAAGGGUUCACAUGCUGUUGACAAUCACGAUGUAAUGUAGAUAUAAGAAUGUGAAGAUAGGAUUAAUAUUUACUGCUGAUGUGGGAGAUAGAUCUUUCAGGGUAUUUGCCUUGUUGUGUUUACUGGAUUAUAGAUACAAGGAGGUGAUGGUACAAUCAACUGGGAAAUAGGGUCUGUUAUUAUCAUUUGUGUAAUGUAAUGGAUUUGGGCUAUUGUCGUUUCAGUAACAGAACUGCUUUUCUUUAAAUUUGUUUAAUUUUUAGUAUUGUUUUGUUUAUUGGAUGGCAAUAACAAUAUUUUUGUCAUUCUGUUU